This is a messenger RNA of Malurus melanocephalus (red-backed fairy wren), 721 nucleotides long. Its product is annotated as cationic trypsin-3-like. Gene Ontology annotation, biological process: proteolysis. Gene Ontology annotation, molecular function: serine-type endopeptidase activity. The transcript is spliced from 4 exons. NCBI's taxonomy places the organism in Eukaryota, Metazoa, Chordata, Aves, Passeriformes, Maluridae. The record is from RefSeq and is a predicted model, not a curated record.
GUAUAUCUAGCAGCUCCCAAUUCCAGUCAACACUCUGGGCUUGAGGUAGAAUCAAGACCAUGAAGUGCCUGCUGCUUCUCGCCUUUAUUGGGGUGGCUGUUGCCUUCCCCACCUUCGCUGAAGAUGAUGAUGACAAGAUUGUGGGUGGCUACACCUGUMCAGAGCACUCUGUGCCCUACCAGGUGUCCCUGAAUUCUGGAUAUCACUUCUGUGGAGGUUCCCUCAUCAGCAGCCAGUGGGUGCUGUCCGCUGCUCACUGCUACAAAUCGUGAGUGGAAAAAAUUACAUCCUUCUAUAAACCACUUCUGCCUUCCAGUUCACUUCUAGCAGGAGUUCUGAGCUCCARCUWCCCYGACARCCUGCAGUGCCUGAAGGCUCCUGUGCUCUCCKCCRCYGAWUGCUCURAKKCCUACCCUGGGCAGAUCACYAAGAACAUGAUGUGUGUUGGAUUCCUGGAGGGAGGCAAAGAUUCCUGCCAGGGAGAUUCCGGCGGUCCCGUGGUCUGCAAUGGACAGCUCCAGGGCAUUGUUUCCUGGGGUAUUGGAUGUGCCCAGAGGGGCUAUCCUGGAGUUUAUACCAAGGUUUGCAACUACGUCUCUUGGAUCAAGUCCACCAUUGCCGCCAACUGAGACGUUCAUUUGGUGUCACCUGUAUUUUCUCAUCAUCCUUAGUUCUCUUUUGGGUCUGGACAAACAAAAACGAUGAAAAAUUAAUAAAGACU